This is a messenger RNA of Betta splendens (Siamese fighting fish), 1146 nucleotides long. RefSeq names its product proteasome subunit beta type-11-like. The transcript has a single exon. NCBI's taxonomy places the organism in Eukaryota, Metazoa, Chordata, Actinopteri, Anabantiformes, Osphronemidae. The coding region runs from base 1 to 1146 and encodes 381 amino acids. The record is from RefSeq and is a predicted model, not a curated record. Gene Ontology annotation, cellular component: proteasome core complex.
AUGGCUUUACAGGAACUAUGCAAUUUCCAGGACACCUUCCAGGACAGUACAACCAUUAAAUGUUCUCUGGUUCCUUUUGGAAAGAAGACCACCUCUACCUGUGUGAGUAGUUUGCCCUUCAGUGACAGCACAAGCCUGUUUAAUUUUUAUAUACCAGUCGCCGACUACCUGGAUGAAGGUCCACUGCAGUUUGGACAGAUUAGUACUAUCCAGAGCUCCAGUGCCUUGUCCCCUCACGACUCCAUCCUACCAUCUCUCUCAUUGCCCUCAAGUCUUCCUUUUGCCUCCUCUCAAUCUGUCCCUCUGCCCUUUCCAAUGUCUCAUGGCACCACCACCCUGGCUUUCGCGUUUCAGGGCGGGGUGCUGGCUGCGGCAGACACUCGUUCCAGUUGCUCCGGACUCGUGGCGUGCCCGGCCUCCCAGAAAAUCCUGCCCAUCCACAGCCACCUCGUCGGCACCACUUCAGGUACCUCGGCAGACUGUGCCCUCUGGAAACGCAUCCUGUCUCGAGAGCUCAGGCUUUACCAACUGCGCCACGGCCGGCGGUUGUCCACAAACGGAGCUGCAAAGUUGCUUUCUCACAUGCUUCACCCGUUCAAGGGGACUGAGCUGUGUGUAGCUGCCACUCUGUGUGGGUGGGACGGAGGAGAGGUAGAUGGACGCCAUGAUGAUGGUGACACAGAGACUCAUCUCAGUAGUUGCUCAGACCCAAAGAAAAGUGUGGGUGGCACCUGCCUUGAUAAGAGCUCUCUGGCGAAAGCCAACCGUGAGAGCUGCUCUUCAACUGGUUCUCAACAGUUCUCGGGCAGGAAGACGUCUGGACCCCGCCUCUGUUACGUGUGCAGCGACGGCACUCGUCUGCAGGGAAAACUCUUCUCCGUGGGCUCGGGAUCCCCCUAUGCCUACUCGAUUUUGGACCAAGGAGUUAAAUGGGGCCUGACAGUGGAAGAGGCCACAUCAAUAGCCAGAGAGGCUGUGUACAGAGCCACACACAGGGAUGCGUACUCAGGCAACAACGUAGACAUCUAUCACAUCACCUCAAAAGGGUGGACUCGCAGGAGCAGGGAGGAUUUGAAAGAAGAAUAUUACAGAGAAAAGGCAAGACAAGAGAGAAUGAUGAGACAGGAUGUGACUUUGUCUGCAUAG